Periconia digitata is the source of this 808-nucleotide messenger RNA. NCBI's taxonomy places the organism in Eukaryota, Fungi, Ascomycota, Dothideomycetes, Pleosporales, Periconiaceae. The record is from the annotation of a GenBank genome assembly.
AAUGGCGUCCAGCAACUCAGAUAUCACCCUCUAUACCACUCAGACGCCGAACGGUGUCAAAGCGUCCAUCACCCUGGAAGAACUUGGUCUCCCCUACAAGGUCGAGAAGAUUGAAAUCCAGAAGAACACGCAGAAAGAGCCGUGGUUCACGGCCAUCAACCCAAACGGCCGUAUUCCUGCCCUCACAGAUACUUUCACCGAUGGGGAAACCAUCAAUCUGUUCGAAUCCGGCUCGAUCAUGCAGUAUCUAGUUGAACGUUACGACACUGAGUACAAGAUCAGCUACCCCAAGGGAACCCGCAAGUGGUUCGAGAUGAACAGUUUCCUGAUCCGCCCUCACUGGUUGUUUUUCCAAAAUGCGGGGGUUGGCCCGAUGCAGGGACAAGCCAAUCACUUCUUUCGAUAUGCCCCUGAGCGAAUCGAAUACGGUGUCAACAGGUAUCAAAACGAGACGCGAAGGCUGUAUGGGGUCCUUGACAAACACCUUUCGGACAACAAGUACGAGUAUAUCACGGGAGACAAAUGCACCAUUGCUGAUAUCGCACACUUCGGAUGGGUGGCGGCAGCGGCAUGGGCUGGGGUAGAGAUUGAUGAGUUUCCUGCGCUCAAGGAGUGGGAGGAUCGCAUGGCCGCCCGUCCAGCCCUCAAGAAGGGCCGCGACGUUCCGGAGAAAGCCGCGAGCAAGGCUUCUCUCAAGGACCCAGCUGAAGCUGAGAAGCGCGCAGCGGAGGCCCGCCAGUGGAUUCAGGCGGGUAUGAAGGAGGAUGCUGCCAAGUCGAAGUAAGGAACAAUUCUUUUCAGUACACCA